Messenger RNA from Diaporthe amygdali, 2376 nucleotides. RefSeq lists its product as uncharacterized. Lineage: Eukaryota; Fungi; Ascomycota; Sordariomycetes; Diaporthales; Diaporthaceae. The record is from RefSeq and is a predicted model, not a curated record. The transcript is spliced from 5 exons. The coding region runs from base 1 to 2376 and encodes 791 amino acids.
AUGAGUCGAGAUAAGGACAGGAAGAAAGGCUUCUGGAGGACCCUUUUCAGCUCAAAGUCAACAGCAGCACCCCGCGACAGUGGUGGUGCCUUCUCGGACACCGAAGAUAAUGGGGUGGUGAAGGGCGAGAAGCUGAAGCUGCGCCCGCGCAGAGCAAGUGAGGGUGAUAACUUGCGGCAAAAGGCCAACCCCUCAAAGUACUUCGAGCCUGCCAACGGUUCUCAGCCUCAUGCUCAGUCACGGAAUCGGCUCAAACGCCCUGUCUCUGACCCUCCGCCGCCAAAGGGCAAGGGCCGCCAGGUACCCAAUGGAAAUGGGCCGUAUAGCCCGCCCCAUACCCUGACGGAAUGGCCACCAUCGGGGUGCGCCAGCGACGAAGAGCUCAACCUCGGCCACGCGAUGGAGCUCAUAUGUCGAGGCGUCCCUGCUCACAGAGGCUUCAAGAGGCCAAUCCCGCAUCUCGCAGAUCACUUCUACUCAACUUAUGCCACCACAGCCGGCAAUCGAGGCGACGGCAACGAUGGUGUAAACCAGCACGACUCCAUGACCCAACUCAUGACCAUGAGACUGCAGGGGCCGGGACCUGCCACCUAUCCUUGGGAGACCAUAGAACAGCCCAGCUUUUCAUUCCAUUUCGGCGAGCGGCCGGGCACGGUCACGCUGAAUCAAUGGGCCUCCACUGCGAGCGCAUUCCCGCCUGCACUCAACAUACGUGAUUCCGGGGUGCAGCCCCGGGACGUGGACCUGGUGCGAAUAUUCGGGAGGCUGAAGGACCUGGAGGGUGGCCUCGAGGACGAUGACAUGGAGUACAUGUACAAGAAUCUCUACAGGAAACUUCUGAAGGACCCCGAUCGGAUGCUCAACCCUCACAAGACCCUCGACAAACAAAUCACCGAUCUCAUUCUCGUCCUCUCUCGGCCCGACCACUGGAUCGACUUCUCAAAUCCCAAAAACCACAUCAUUACCAGAUUCAUAUUCGACACAGGACAUGUGAACCACGACCAAUACGUCAAAUUCUUCCAUCAGCUGCUUCUCAGCAUGGAGCUAGAUUUGAGGAUACAUUCCAGGCAACACUCAGAAUGGGCAAAAGAGAAGCUCCUGGAGCAGCUCCCUCCAACUAUCCGGUGGAACCUCGCCCUCUCAAGGAGAUGGCGAGAUAAUGUUAGGAUAGAGGCAUACGGGAACACGGCAGAUCAAGUGAAGUUGCGCUUCAAACUUAAGCGGCGGCAGGUGAAAAUGAUCAAGCGUUUCGCGCAGAUGAUGAAGUGGCCAAACCUUGCCGAGACCCUAGCAGCGUUGAGGCAAGGAGACCAGGCCGCAAGCCUCGAUGCCGUCAGCUCCCAUGCUAUGGCCUUCUUCAGCGGUCUGGUGCUACCUGGGCCCACCUUUCCCUUUAUCAUGAUGAACGCAUUGAUCGAUAUCGAUCCGGACGAAGCCACCGACGACCUCGCUCUGCUCAUCCACCUCAAUCCUAACUGCGGUUUCCAAUACCGCAAUAGCUACACGUACUGGACCUCAACAUCAAUCGUCGGCAAAGUCCUUGGCCCCACCUGCCACGAGGUCGCCGGCUGGGUUGGGCCCGCAAGACCAACUCCGCACCUCAAGCGCUCACAAAUAGCGCGAAUACGAUCCCGGCGGCCCCGGCAACGCCUCAAGCUGGACGAUGUGACCUCGAUGUCCGAAAGAUCCGACCCGUUGGGACCACCUACCGAGGUAUUCCCUGUCAAGGAGUACGAGUUGGUGGCCCCCGAAAUUGACGAUAUCGUUGACACGGUGCGCAUCGAGCUGUUCACCCUGAAGCCCUGCGCGGACCGGGCAGGAGAGCCAGGGCCCAAGUGGUUUGACGCCGCGAUCCAGUUCGCCAUCGACGGCGUCUCUUGGCCACUGAGGCUGACAUACGACGUGAGCUUUAUCCACGCUUGGCCGUGCACCGAUGGGCCGCACCCGUUGUUCUUCGACUAUGCGCAUCAGACGGUCAAGGUGGAUGAGAUCAUCGAGAUUCGCGACUGGGCAGGGCUUUACGGACCAAAGAGCAGGGCGAGGCUGGACGGGAACGGUUAUGACCAUGGUUCGCGCAGUGAGUCGGAGUCGCCAGCCGGAGAGGGCUCGUCGAAGGGCGUCCCCGUGGCGAACGGCCACACCAAUGGGAACGGCUAUGACAGAGAUUACGAUGACGAGAAGGUCUUGGUUAUCGAGGCUUUUGGCGUGCCUGACAAUGAGGUCCUCGCGAGGGCCUGGUGUGCUCACUGGGGCAUGAGCGCGGUUGUAGCGGUUAUUGGAAAGACCUGCAUGGCAUGUGCCAUCCGGGAGGCCUACGCGGCGGCGUUGACAGUUCUCAUUCUAGUGGACGACCAGAUGGCUCCAUAUGACGACUGA